UCUGCCCAGAUCAGUAGCGGUGCUGGGAGUCAUCUCCACUGACUCACUUCAGAGAGGAGCUUUGGGAUCCUCCCUUCCUGCGUGAGCAGUUUGAGUUGCACUUUUUUGCCUGCAGACGCACGCCAGGCACGAGGCUCCUCACUCCUCCCCUCUCCUACUCUCCCUUUUUUCCCCCCUCUUGCUGGGCUCCCAUCCAGAGAUUGACUGAGUCCAGGAGGAGAAGACACACUAUAGCAGCCUGCCUUCCAGGCAAAUGUAAUGGGAUCUUAUUGAUCACCUGUUUGGGAUUCUUUUUCCGGAAAGAGUGCAUCCGACUCGGACAAACGGAAGGACAAACAUCUGCGGCGUUAAGGUAGCGACCAGACCUCUCUUCUCCCUGGUUACUAAGAGCGGGCAAGAAUAAUAGCCAGAUCGUUAUCCUGCUUGUGGGUGGAUGCUGCUUCCAACACACUAUGAGGCAGAGCCUGUUUGGAAGCAAAGCAAACUGUGAUGACGAUCCAGAAACGGACCGUCACGUAGACUCGUUUUGGACGGUUUUUAUGCCCAUCGUCCCCCAAUGACACUUUUAUUUUGGGAGAGAAAAAGGAAAAAGUGAGACCAGUCUUUUCCAUUGCCGCUCGGGCUUUCCUUGUUUAUAAAUGAGGAGCACGCUUCAAAUGAUGGAAGGCCGCUCGAGGAGCCGCUUUUUGGCGCUGAUGAUGAUGUAUUUGGUCCGGAGCACAGUUGACACAGCCGCCAGCGUUUACCCAAGAAUACGUCUCUCACACAAAGAGCUCUGGCAGCUGAACAGAACCUGGCUGUUUCAGGGCCACGGAGUGCCCAUCCAACCCCAGACCAUGCUGCUGGACGAGGGCCACGAGAGGCUUUACGUGGGGGCCAAGAAUACUCUGUUCUCCCUCAGCCUGGACCAGGUGAACGCACACCAUAACGAGAUACAGUGGGCGAGUACUGAACCUCAGAUAGAAGAAUGCUUGAUGAAGGGAAGGGAAAAAAUGGAAUGUGCAAAUUACAUCAAGGUCUUGCAGCCGUACAACCAGACCCACCUACUGGUGUGUGGAACAGGGGCUUUUAACCCCAUCUGUGCCUUGGUCCAAGUGGGGAACACCAAGAAGGACACGCUGUUUGCGCUGGAAGAAGAGAGCGUCACAAGUGGCCGAGGACGAUGUCCAUUUGACCCCGACAGUCCGUGUACGUCCACCAUCUCAGGAGGAGAGAUGUUUGUUGGCCUUUACACGGACUAUUGGGAGAACGACGCCGCCUUGUGUCGCCUCAACAACCGCACCUACACACGCACCGAGAGAGACGACAGGCAGCAACUCAACGAAGCCAUAUUUGUGGGCUCUGCAGUUAUCCCUGACAACGACGACAAAGACGACGACAAGGUUUACUUCUUCUUCACCGAACGCGAGUUGGAUGCCGAGGGGGUGAAAAAGGCCGUCUACACCCGCGUUGGUCGGGUCUGCGCUAACGACCAAGGAGGACAGAGGAUGCUGGUCAAUAGAUGGAGCUCCUUUCUAAAAACGCGCCUGGUCUGCUCCGUGGCUGGACCUGACGGACUCGAUACGCACUUUGAUUUACUCGAGGACGUCUACGUUCUGAAGAGCAAAGACAAGAAAACCCCAGAAAUCUUUGGCCUCUUCAGCACAACAAGUGCGGUGUUUAAAGGCUACGCGGUGUGUGUCUACCACAUGGACGACAUCAGAGCGGCGUUCAACGGUCCCUUCGCCUUCCGAGAAAGACCCGAGCAUCACUGGAUGCCCUCUGAGGACAGAGUACCUUACCCACGACCCGGAUCUUGUGCCAGCAAAGUGAGCGGCGGGGGAUUCUCCAGCUCCAAAGAGUUUCCAGAUGAAGUUCUGCGCUUCGUGCGUGCUCACCCCGUCAUGUAUCGCCCCGUCGGACCGCAACACCAAAGGCCCGUCUUCCUGCAGACGGAGAGAGGCGGCAGGAAGUUGACCCAGAUUGCGGUUGACAGGGUCCAAGCCCAGGAUGGACACUACCAUGUCCUCUACAUCGGCACAGAUGACUCGGCGGUGCUGAAAGUGAUCACCAUCUACAACCAAGACACCGACACCAUGGAGGAAGUUCUCCUGGAGGAGCUGCAAGUAUUUAGGGUUCCAACUGCAAUAAAAGAGAUCAUUAUAUCUCCCAAAAGGCAACACCUGUACGUGGGCUCAGACGUGGGCGUGGCCCAGGUCAAGGUGCAUCAGUGUGACCUGUAUGGCUCAGAAUGUGCCGACUGCUGUCUGGCCAGAGACCCCUACUGUGCCUGGGACGGCCUCACCUGCUCCAGAUACUACCCGGCUGGAGUCUACACCAAGAGCAGACGAUUUAGGCGACAGGAUGUUCGCCAUGGCAACGCCGUCCAGCUGUGCAACGGGUUGCAAAUCGAUGAUGAACAAUGGCACAAAGCUGAGGAGAGAACGGUGUUUGGCGUGGAGGGUAACAGCACUUUACUCAAAUGUGUGCCUCGGUCGCUCCAGGCCAAGGUCCUCUGGUUCUUACAAAGAGGGGAAGACAAACAAGAGAUCCAUGCUGACGAGCGGGUCAUCUCCACCUCCCAUGGUCUGCUUCUGUUAAGCGUGAGAAGCUCGGACGCCGGCGUGUACGUGUGCCAGACCGUGGAACACGGAUACGUGCACACCUUAUUGCGCGUCGGCCUUCAUGUACUGAGAGAAGAGACGCUGGAGUCGGCCAUCCAAGGAGGCAAAGCCGGAUCGUCCUGCCCGCCCCAAGGGGGCCCUGGCCUCACCCCCAGGACUCUGGUGCCACCCUCCUCCAAUUCCAAGCAGUGGUACAAAGAGUUUCUCCAGCUGAUUGGCUACAGGGAUGCCCAGAAAGUGGAUGAGUACUGCGAGAGGGUGUGGUGCCCUGACAGGAAACGCAAAAAGACCAAAAAGAAGUUUGUUGCUUCGAGUGGCGAGAAGAGAGGCAAAGGGAGGGGAGAGGAGGGGUCCCAUCGAGCCCCCAGGCACACCUGAGAACACUUGUCAAUCUAUUCUUGAAAUAAUUUAGUAGGAUUUUGUACAAAAAAAAUGUAAAUAGGGGGGUAUUUAAAAAAAAAAAAAAAUGCAGGUAAUACGCCCUAAAUCAUGACAUGAGGAUGUUUUAUCUCAGAGGUGCAAACUUGUUUGUCCAUUUCCAUACUAAGUUCUAGUCACACAGUUGGCUUCGUCACUGGACCAUUUUGGACAGGAAGUUAAGUUAAAGUACCAAUGAUUGUCACACACACACUAGGUGUGGCGAAAUUAUUCUCUGCAUUUGACCCAUCACCCUUGAUCACCCCCUGGGAGGUGAGGAGAACAGUGAGUAGCAGCGGUGGCCGCGCCCGGAAAUCAUUUUUGGUGAUUUAACCCACAAUUCCAACCCUUGAUGCUGAGUGCCAAGCAGGGAGGUAAUGGCUCCCAUUUUUAUAGUCUUUGGUAUGACUCGGCCGGGGUUUGAACUCACGACCUACCCAUCUCAGGGCGGACACUCUAACCACUAGGCCACCGAGUAGGUUAAACACAAACAUAAACACACACGCACACACACUUUAACACACACAAACAAACACACACACAAACAUAAAAACACACACAAACAUGCACAAACAUAAAUACACGCGAACAUGAACUCACACAAACAUAAGCACACACACGAACAUAAACACACACAAAAACACACACACACACACACAAACAAACAUACACAAACAUAAACACACACACACAUAAAAACACACAAAAACAAACACACACACAAACAAACAUACACAAACAUAAACACACACACACAUAAAAACACACAAAAACAUAAACACACACACAAACAAACAUACACAAACAUAAACACACACAAACAUAAAAACACACAAAAACAUAAACACACACACAAACAUAAAAACACACACAAACAUAAACACAUACAAACAAACACACACAAACUUUAACACACACAAACAUAAGCACACACACAAACAUAAACACACACACACUUUAACACACAAACAAACACACACACAAACAUACACAAACAAACACACACGAGCAUGGACACACACAAACAUAAACACGCACACAAACAUAAACACACACACUAACAUACACAAACAUAAACACACACAAACAUAAACACACACACAGACAUAAACACACACACACACACACACACACACACACACAUUAACACACACAAACUUAAACACACACACAAACAUCAACAAAAACAUAAACACACACAAACAUAAACACACAGAAACAUAAACACAUGCACAAACAAACACACACAAACAUAAACACACACACAAACAAACACACUCACACUAACAUACACAAACAUAAACACACACACACAGAAACAAACACACGCACAAACAAACACACACAACCAUAAACACACACAAACAAACAUACACAAACAUAAACACACACAAACAUAAAAACACACAAAAACAUAAACACACACACAAACAUAAAAACACACACAAACAUAAACACAUACAAACAAACACACACAAACUUUAACACACACAAACAUAAGCACACACACAAACAUAAACACACACACACUUUAACACACAAACAAACACACACACAAACAUACACAAACAAACACACAUGAGCAUGGACACACACAAACAUAAACACGCACACAAACAUAAACACACACACUAACAUACACAAACAUAAACAGACACAAACAUAAACACACACACAGACAUAAACACACACACACACACACACACACACACAUUAACACACACAAACUUAAACACACACACAAACAUCAACAAAAACAUAAACACACACAAACAUAAACACACAGAAACAUAAACACAUGCACAAACAAACACACACAAACAUAAACACACACACAAACAAACACACUCACACUAACAUACACAAACAUAAACACACACACACAGAAACAAACACACGCACAAACAAACACACACAACCAUAAACACACACAAACAAACACACACACAAACAUAAACACACACACACAAACAUAAACACACACACAAACAUGAACACACACAAACAAACACUCACACACAAACAUAAACACACACACUAACAUACGCAAACAUAAACACACACAAACAUAAACACACACACAGGCAUAAACACACACACACACAUUAACACACACAAACAUAAACACACACACAAACAUCAACAAAAACAUAAACACACACACACAUAAACACACAGAAACAUAAACACAUGCACAAACAAACACACACAAACAUAAACACACACACAAACAAACAAAAACACUCACACUAACAUACACAAACAUAAACACACACACACACAGAAACAAACACACGCACAAACAAACACACACAAACAAACACACACAACCAUAAACACACACAAAGAAACACACACACAAACAUAAACACACACACAAACAUGAACACACACACAAACAAACACACACACAAACAUAAACACACACAAACAAACACACACACAAACAUAAACACACACACAAACAUAAACACGCACACAAAGAUGAACACACACAAACAAACACACGCACACAAACAUAAACACACACACACACACACUAACAUACACGAACAUAAACACACACACAAACACACAUUAACAUACACAAACAUAAACACACACAAACAUAAACACACACACAAACAUAAACACACAAACAUAAAAAAAAACAUAAACACACACAAACACACAGAAUCAAACACGUGCACAAACAAACACACACAAACAUAAACACACACACAAACAUAAACACACACACAAACAUAAACACACACACAAAGAUGAACACACACAAACAUAAACACACACACACACACUAACAUACACGAACAUAAACACACACACAAACACACAUUAACAGACACAAACAUAAACACACACACAAACAUAAACACACACACAAACAUAAACACACAAACAUCAACAAAAACAUAAACACACACAAACAAACACACAGAAUCAAACACGUGUACAAACAAACACACACAAACAUAAACACACACACAAACAUAAACACACACACAAACACACAAACAAACAUGCACACGAACAUAAACACACAUAAACACACACACAAAAAAAAAUAGGUGGCGACUUGUCCAGGGUGUACCCCGCCUUCCGCCCGAAUGCAACUGAGAUAGGCUCCAGCGACCCCCCGCGACCCCAAAAGGGACAAGCGUAGAAAAUGGAUGGAUGGAUAGACAAACAAAAAUAAAAAUAAACACAAACAUAAACACACACACAUAAACACACACUAACAAACACACACA
This is a messenger RNA of Entelurus aequoreus (snake pipefish), 6271 nucleotides long. It is a transcript of the gene sema3e, whose product is annotated as sema domain, immunoglobulin domain (Ig), short basic domain, secreted, (semaphorin) 3E. The transcript is spliced from 17 exons. Lineage: Eukaryota; Metazoa; Chordata; Actinopteri; Syngnathiformes; Syngnathidae. The coding region runs from base 639 to 2981 and encodes 780 amino acids. Gene Ontology annotation, biological process: positive regulation of cell migration; semaphorin-plexin signaling pathway; neural crest cell migration. Gene Ontology annotation, molecular function: semaphorin receptor binding; chemorepellent activity. The record is from RefSeq and is a predicted model, not a curated record.